Molecule: messenger RNA, 2017 nt
Organism: Salvelinus namaycush (lake trout)
Lineage: Eukaryota; Metazoa; Chordata; Actinopteri; Salmoniformes; Salmonidae
Product: sorting nexin-12-like
Exons: 7
Coding region: 213-695 (160 amino acids)
Biological process (GO): late endosome to Golgi transport; endocytic recycling
Cellular component (GO): retromer complex; early endosome membrane
Molecular function (GO): phosphatidylinositol-3-phosphate binding
Source: RefSeq, a predicted model, not a curated record
AUUCCAAAGAAACAGUCUAUAUUGGCUACAAACAAGUGAGCAUUUUGGCCUUAAUUUAAGGUUAGGCAUAAUGUUAACAGUGUGCUUGAAAAUCAGAUUAUAAAAAUAUCAAUUUUGAAAUGGGCGGGGUUUAGCUAUAAUUAUGACUUUGUGGUUGUGUUAACUAGUGACGAUCCCAGUUAUCGACUCGAGAUUAGCAGCAGAAACCGAAAAUGUCGGAUCCCACGGUUGCAGACACUCGCCGAUUAAACUCUAAACCGCAGGAUCUUACAGAUGCUUAUGGCCCCCCAAGCAAUUUUCUUGAAAUCGACGUUUAUGACCCACAAACUAUUGGAGUCGGCCGGAACCGAUUUACCACUUAUGAAGUGAGAAUGCAGACAAACCUUCCCAUCUUCAAACUUAAGGACUCUGUUGUGCGAAGAAGGUACAGUGAUUUUGAGUGGCUGAAGAAUGAGCUGGAGAGAGACAGUAAGAUUGUGGUGCCCCCUCUCCCUGGCAAAGCUUUGAAGAGACAGCUGCCCUUCCGAGGAGAUGAGGGUAUCUUUGAGGACUCCUUCAUUGAGGAGCGGAGGGUAGGCUUGGAACAGUUUAUCAACAGACUCGCAGGUCAUCCCCUGGCCCAGAAUGAGCGCUGUCUUCACAUGUUCCUUCAGGAUGAGUCCAUUGACCGGAACUACAUUCCUGGAAAAGUGUGAAUAAACACCCUAAAAUCUGUCGGAUGCUGUACGCUGAAACUGCAGCCCCAGAGAUGAAAAUGAUGGUGUACUCAGCCCAUCUUCUCAACCCUACACCCCCUGGCUGUUUGGCUUUAUCACUAGAGCCCACGCUGUCUCUUCCACAGGUGGCCCAUCCUCCUAGACAACUGCAUCUGCCGGAACUCUCUGUAAAUACUGUGUACAUAUAUACAUAUCUUAUUUGUAGUUGUUCUGGGGAAGCUCUGGGGGUAUUCACAUGCAGAGCAUUUAACUUGUAGCAGAAGACUGAGGGUGGUGAAUUUAUAAAACCAGUGAGUUAGUAAGUUACCUUUUUGAAACAACAGGAUUUUUCUGGAGUUAAACUUGAGGCUUAUUAAGUAAGUAGGAGUUGGUAAUAAUUAUAAGACUUAAUUUUUGGAAUGAGAAAAUAUUGUUUUAGUAACACAAGUUGGCUUCCUAACUCAUGAAUUCUGCUUGGUGAAAUAUAAUUGUGUACAUUUCUCAUGUGAAAAUGACAGGCUCUGCCAAAAAUACUUUCCCCUGAGCAAACAGUUUCUCAGUUAUAGAGAUCGAUCUACGAAGGGAAACCUGGCCAACCUGACUCACCAACACAAAGCAUUCUAUUACAUUCCAUUAAGAUUCUUUUUACAUUCAUGUAUAUGUACUUGACAACUUAUUUACGAAUCUUGAUAGAGGAAUGAUUCCAUAGUGUCAUAGAAAAAAUUGCCAAGUAUUAGAUCAAGUCUUGGGGACAAAUAUUCAUUCAUACCACCUCAAUGGUCAUCAAAGACUAAAUUGCACUUGAUGUAAUAGUAGGGAUCUUAACCCCAAUGUGUUGGGAAAACUCCCAACCUAGAUUCUCGCCACCGUGGUCACAAUCAUUUUCAACCUUUCUACUGCAACACUAUUGUAGGUUGUUGUAAAUGAGAAUAUUUGAAAUCAACUUACCUGGUAAAAUAAAGCUCAAUCAAUAACUAGAAUGUCCAGCAGGAUACUUAUUUUGCUUACACUCGCAGAUACAGGGUUGUCUUAGAAGGAAAUAUUAUUCAGUGUUUAGGUGCUUCUGUUUAAUGUGUGGGGUGAGGCUGAUGCAGCCGGAUAUGUCUGUAAUCAAGCACCAAAGACAGUUUCUGCUGCCUUGUGAUUGUGACAUGUCUUCCUGAAACAUCCUCGGCCUCACAACUAAACUGAUGGCUAGUCGCCAACCAUUUAAUUUGUGUUUUAUGUUCAUGUGUUUUUGACCAUUCAAAUACAUAAAGGCUGUUUUUUUCUGAUUUGUUGACCACAAUGUACUGUUAGUUUAUUAAACCACUGAAAAUCUA